AUGGCGGCAGAGCGAAAGUCGCUGCUGGAAGCAGUCUUUGACCACUUGGUCUUGCCAUCGAAGCUUCCAGCCGCACCAGAAGACGACCCUGCCCUGCUCAACUGGGAGGUUGCUACCCGCCUGAUUACAGCAUGCAAGCAGCUUCAGAGCACAGAUCUAACCGGUCACUGGAAGACUUUGGAGACUUGUCUGUUGCUGACACGCAAACACCACCGUCCGGCCUCGGUCGAGACGCUGGUCGCAACUUUGUCUACCAUUGCGCAGGGUGACGGCGCGAACUGGCUUGCCCUACAUAUUGCGCAGCAAAAUGCUGCCAUUAUUAUCCAUAAAAAUGUCGAAACCGAUGAGGUCGUGUUUGAGGCAUUCGAGGUGUCGGCCUCUGCUCCUGCCGUGCUCGAAGCCAAGUACGCCCUCCUAUGGCCCUUUCCUUGUCGCGCUGUCGCCAUCCCAAUGACCGAGUUCGCCAAGCCAUUGCUGCAAGAAACAAUAGCCAGAUUCAUGGAGCAGGCCACGGAAAUUACCUUUGAUCAAUUUGCCGCCCGAGCCUUGAAGGGGAACAAGCUCGUCGUCGAAACACGCGACACGCCGAGCCCGGCACUCGUUACAGAGAUGCUCAUGUCCUUUCUGCAGGCUAUGGGAAGGGAAUUUCCGGUCACUACGGUGCAAAAGCGCGUCAGAGACGAUGUAGUAUUGGGAUCAUCAGAGCAGCCCUGGAGACGUUCGCCGUAUUGGCUGUUGCUUCGUGUCUUUGCUCAGCGAUUCAUGGUGGACGUAUUCGAUCCGGAUCCAUGUGCGAGCCGCAUUCGCUACAAGCUGCUCAUGUGCAUCGUCUUGGCUCAUCUGCUCGCCGAGUGCCAAACGAGUCUGCACCCGGAGCGGGUACUGCUGCUGCAAGCGAAGCUUUGCCGUCGGCUCGCGAAAUUGCAAACAGAGAUUGCAAACGCUCCGGCAGAGGUUCGACAGAGCUACGGAAAACAAUUCUUCGAGCAAAAAAGGUUUUUCGAAUGGACUGUUACAACGGCCAAGCAUGUCGUCGAGGCCCUUUGGGAGGAGCACAAACGAAAGACGGUGCGGCCAAUUCCUCUUCUCCCACGGAGUGCCGAUCAAAGCGACCUGGUCCUCCAGCUUGCAAAUAGCGGCCCAAAACUCAGAGAGCUUCUCUCAGCAAACAUCGCCCUGCCUCAGCGUACUUCGGUGCUCAGCGUUCCGUCGCAGGCAGAAGGAACAGUAGAGCAAGUCAAUAAGGUCGCGACUCAGCACUCCAAGCUUGUAAAAGCUGCUCAGAAAGCCAAGUCAGAGCUACAGAAGUCAUUUCUCACACCUGAGGACUCAUGCUUGAGGAUGGCUCGGGCGAUUACGACCUACAUGGGUGCGGUGGGAAGCCAGUAUGCUGACGACGCUAUACUCACGAGCCAGUAUUUACUCAAUCUGUUUGAGUUGUGGGUUUUCAUGGACCUUGGAGCUAUCAGCAUUUUUCCAGCACUCAAAGAAUACCACCCAGUAUUUGUGCCCGAGGCUCUCGACAUGCUCUGCUUUAUAGAUAAGAGUGACAUGGCUCGACUUCGCAAAGUGCAACAACACAUUGCCGAGCGCAUCGCACUCUGUUCUGACCCUACGCAAACCAUCUUUACCGACCCCAUGAACAAGGCCGCAUUUGCUACGACAUACAUGAGAGAGUAUGGGGAGCAAUAUGGACUGGAAUCCCUCAGGGAGCGGAUUGAGGCGGCGUCUGUCAAGUCUGUCGAGGUCAAACGUCGAGAGCUCACCCAAAUCAUGUCCAAGCACCAACAGUUGACGGCCGAGAUGCAAAGUUUCCAUUGUGUGUGCAAGCGGCAGCGCGACGGCAGCCUCGACGUCCGCGGAUGCACCCGAUGCUACAAGGCACGAACUCGCGCGCGCCUCGAUAUCAAAGUUCACGAAGAGUUCCUCCCCCGAAAGAAUACACAUAAAGCUGCUGUUUUGCUGGAGCUAGAUAUACCUGAGUUUUUGGCGGCAUAUCGCGAUGCUACUUGGCGCCUGGCAAUGCUGGGGUGGGAGAACCAGACGAGACAACGUGACGCGGUCAUUGUCUUGGCCGACUUUGAGCCUUUGAAGCUGUGGCAGAAUAAGACCAAGUCAAGCACCUCGAUUACACUAGCUUCCCAGAGUAAAGCCUAUCUGCAAACCCACUAUAGGAAGCUGAAGAUGCCGACGAAGGAAGUCGAGGUGCUGCUCCCCUUCGGUCCGACAUUUGCGUACUACGACGCAGAAAACGGCAUCUGGGCAAACGACUGCAGAGACCCGCCGUGGUAUCACAAUCUACUGGGCCCAUGGCUUCCCAAAGGAAUUACAGAUCCCUUUGGUCAACCUCUGCUCUACAGAGAUGGCCACGACCACCCAAGCUCUUACGAAGUCGCCGCCAAUCAAAACAAAUGCCCUCCUGGCAUGUCCUACCAUGAGUUUGAGGCACUUCAGGGAGCCAUAUCUGGUUCGUAUAGGCGAUGGAUGGUGCUGCUGCUUGAAUUGGGGUCUACCAACCUGAACCUCAGCACUGCCUCGACGGUCAAGUGCUUCAGACGGCUGGCGUUGCAGUCUGGGCCACGGCAUGCAACAGGCAAGCGGGAUGUCCUGGGUAAAGUCCACUCCGCGUUCCAUGACAGUGGCUUUUGCGAAUCGUUGGAGCAUCAGAUUCGCCUGCGUUUGAGUGCCUUGCAGUCUGGUAGAAGAGACCUGAAUGGUAUGAGUAUUCUCACAACUUUCACCCUGCGACUGCUACACUUGGGCCCAGAGAGCAACAAACCAAACGCCACGGCUCUUCUAGAUGAGAUGCGCACUCUCCUCUCUCAGUGGAUUAGCCAGCUUCGUCAGGAAGUGAGGUCCACAGGGGACGGGGAGACGGCACGCAGGGCUGCCGCCAGCGCAGUCCAUGCAUCAUUGCUUUGUCGCCAGACCUUUAUGGGCACCUCAUUCAACGAGACUCCUCUUGGGAAGAAGGAUGCUGCGCAUUUCUUCAGAGCAUCCAUUGCGCUUUCGGAGAACCUCAUCGUAGACUUGGAUGCCGUUUCUCCAGAUCUGCAGCAGCUUCUAGCGCAAUAUCUGAGCUGGGCGAGCAGUACAAGCGACAAAAUUCAAGAGAUGACGUUUCAGAACACUUCAGUACUGGAGAAAAUAAUUAACGAAACAUGGCCACAUUUUGGAGGCUCGGAACCACGAUCAUUCUCAAGCUGGAAGUUCUGCCAUGGGGGUGAAUGGCUCGAAUGCAGGACUAUUGCGACAAAGAUUGUCUCCUCACAGACCAUCCAUUACAAUCCUCUCCAAGGUCAUCUAUUGAUAGAUGGUAAGGCCCUCGGACGACUGCCGUUCGCGAUUCAACAAGAUGCGGGCAUUUUGGAGCUUUUCCAGGGCCGUCACCUCCUCACCAGGGCUUCAGGUGUCGCCGGAAUGGAGUAUCAGAUCAUCAGCAAUGCCCACAAACACGAAGUUCAUGUCGGAAUAAGCCAAGGCGAAGUCAUCAUUCGCGCCAGAUUCGGAGUUCACCUCCUCCAGUACGUUCCCCGCCAGCUAUUUCGAAGCCAUUCCACAUCGGACCUUCCCUUGAGGCUGGUGGAUGACUGCGUGCACUGGCUCAAUCUACUCACCAGCGACCUGGAGAUUCGACGGAAGCCAGACAUAUGGGCUUCAAAAUUUUCCAACUGGGUAUUAAACGUCCCGACCAAGACGGCGACGCGCAAAGGCGUCAGGUUGACAAUGAACGGUGUGGAGAGAGGCAAGAAGUGGACAAAUCUCGUCGAGCCACAGUCGCGCGUCGGCGGGCUCAUUGCCAACAUUUUCAGACACUUUGAGGAUCCUACCAACUUGAUCAUUUAUCAGAGUGGCAACAGCCGUCUCUGGGUCGAGAUUAAGCGACUGGAGAUGCACUUCUUUGUCAACCAUGGCCUUUUGCGUUCGAACCAACUGAAGGCCGAGGUUGACCCCGUGCAGGAUAUCGGCGCGCUCUAUGGUCUGGAGAGCAAGCUUGUUCUCCGGAGCAUCACCAAUCCUCGCCAUAAAAGCGUCAUUGUUCCUAUCGGAUCCUGUUGCUGGGAGAGGAGAGGGCCGCACGUGUCGGUCAGGAUAUCAAACUCCGGGCAGUAUGCUCUCUUCACUGUCGAUCCGCUUCUAGGCAGGCUGAGUUGUGCCCCGGAGCCGGCGUUGUUUUAUUUGAAAGCUCUCAUUCAUGCCUUGACGUCGUUUCCCCUACUGGAUAAACUCACUGGGCGGACCGGAACAGAAGAGGCGUGCAGGUGCCUGACUGCCGCCCAAAGCCAGCCGUGGAAGCCACUUAAUUUGAUCCCGAGGGACACCUUGUCAACCAUCAUGAAGCUGAGUCCGAAGAGGGAGUAUUAUCCACCUCAUCUUAAACUUUACCAGCAUGUGACUUGGGAUCAAAAUUUGACGGCCACAGUCCAGCACGAGCAGCUCGCAAUCCACGCAGGCGAUAUACUACGUCAGUCACGAGCAUUGGCCACGUUUGAUGGCUCUACAAAGAACCAGGAGGCGAGUAAUAAUCUUCUACCUGACAUGAGCUCCCUCUCUCUCCGGGGUAUCCUCCGUCGUCAAAUCUACGAGCGCAUAGAGCACCCUUCCGACAUCGAACUCUUAUCCCAGGUCAGCCAGAACGAGCGUUACCGCCAACGUGGCGCAGAUUCGGAAGAAAAUGUCAGAGUGUAUCGUAGCGUCAAGCAGCUGCGAAAUGAGUCGAGCAAGCUUCCACUAGCCCAGUCUUUGUACCCAAUGCUAAAGAAGUGGCAAUCUUUCGACGGCUUCAACGAUUCGCUCGAUACGCUCAAUACCCUGGAUAUUGCGCGAAUAUUGAAUGCCGAAGCAUCGGAGAUGUUUGGGCCAUUAAUUGGACGGCUCAGGUCAUCUUCUGAUGUGGCCCAAGACCACAUCGCUCAAUUGAGUGUCGCGCUCUUUGUAUUUGGCACAGAUCGUAGCGCAAACGCCGUCGAGUGGUUGGCGGCCAUCGGAAGCAACUCUCUUUUGCUAGAAAUACAGCCACCCGACAUUGAAAGAUUCUCGAGUAUUGGUGUUGAUCAAGGCUUUAAUAAAUCGGCUAUCAGGAAGCUGGUCGUAUCUUGUCAGGACAAUUAUGCCGUGUACUUAUCAGAGGACAAAGUAGCCCGCAAGGCUCGAUCCGCUGUGGCAGCCACUGCAGACGCCUACGAUUACAAAAUCAAGCAAGAGGCUGAGAGUAUCGCUUCAUGGCUGUCUAGUUUAUGGCCCAAUGUGCCUCUCAUAGACCAAUUCCGUCUGAGAUGCAACGAACUGGGGUUGGAGGUACUGGGAGAGAAUACGUGGACUUUUUUGGAGCCCGAGCUACAACGUCUUUCACAAAACCAUGCGCUGUCGAAAUAUGUCAACUCACUCGAAGCCGCGGUCGAGUCACUACGCGAGGACGGAGACGGAGAAGGCGACAAUGGUCAUAUCCUUAUCGAGAGCGAGAGUGCCUGCCAUGUUGUUGUUCCGUCAUCUCCCCUCGUUCAUGCAGUUUCUGCGUUUCGAGUCCCAUCUAUUUCGGAGAUUUUGUGUACUAUCAAAGAACCAAUUGGGACAAGAUCUUUGGAAGUUUCCCAUCGCGGCAAGGUGCCGUCUCCAGAGGUUGCUUGUCAAACUAGGGAUGAAAGCAUUCUAAAACGACUCCCAUCCAUCUCGAGGGAGCUUUCUACACUACUUAGAUUGGUUCAGCCGUUCAAAAGUUCUCGAAAUAUGAUACAGCAGCAAUAUGGCCAAGACCUUGAAAAGUCCAUUGUGGCAAUGGCAGUGUCUCUCGAGAAGCCCAAGCCCAAAGCCGCCCCUCUCAAUUCGGAACAAGACGAUAUCGCUGCUCAAAUUGUCAGCGUCCAGCAAGACCUGUAUUCUCAAUUACAUGAUAUCAGUCAGCUCUUGACGCGACAACAUGCUUGCCACUUCUGGCUCGAUGCUGGUCAACUUUGGCCGUGCAGUUCACUUACCACGAUGCUGGAGCAGCUGCGUCUCAAAAGCUACGGAACCUUUCCACAACCACUACAACAGUCGCUCGUUCAUUUAGGCAUUUCAGUCACCAAGUUGCAACACUUGCUACGUAUAGAGGAUGCGCAAUCAGCUUGCGACGAUAAAAGGCUACGCGGAGAGUUGGAAGUCGAGGGCCACUCCAAUUGGAGCCCUGCCGACUUUCCAGAAUGGCUGCUUUUGGAAAUUGACAAUAAUAUCCUCAUACGACCAUUACAGGUAGAUGUCGCCAAGGCCAUCGUAUCUCCACAAUCGGGCCAGAACUCCGUCUUGCAGAUGAACAUGGGAACAGGCAAAACAUCAAUCGUAAUGCCAAUGGCGGCAAUCAUAUUGGCGGAUACUACCCGACUCUGUAGAGUCAUUGUCCCCAAAGCUCUGCUACUGCAGACGGCGCAGGUACUUCAGAGCCGUAUCGGCGGACUCAUCGGCCGUCAAGUCCGCCACAUCCCAUUCUCUAGACACUCGGCUUCCGACGCAGCCACACUUUCUACAUACAAGAGUAUUCAUGAAGAGAUUCUGCAGAUGGGUGGCCUCAUGCUAUGCAUUCCAGCCCAUGUUCUUUCGUUCAAAUUGAGCGGGCUGCAGCGUCUUGCAGACCAUCGACUGGAGGAGGGCAAACAAAUGGUGGAAAUUCAGAAGUGGCUGGAUUCUACGUGUCGUGAUAUUUUGGAUGAGUCUGACAUGACUCUGUCUGUUCAUACGCAACUCAUCUAUCCUAGCGGAGAUUUGACAACACUUGAUGGUCAUCCGUAUCGCUGGCUGGUCGUGGAGCACCUUCUAGGUCUUGUGGAGAGCCAUUCAUCAAAUCUGCAAAAGUCUUUUGAAGGAAAAAUUGUUGUUGUUAAGAGACGGCAAGGCUUUCCGAUCCUACACUUCAUCACGACAGAGCCUGAGGAUGCGCUAAAUGAGCUGCUUGUUGAUGAUAUAUGCGACGGUCGGCUACCACAGCUUCAGAUUCGAGAGUCCGGAUCCAAGGAUACGAAGAACCUUAUCAGGAAGAUUAUAAACGGCGCAAAUGUCUCCUCGUCAGAAUGGGAAACCGCGUUGGCUUCACUGAAAGACGAUACAUUUGGGCCCAAAACUCUCUACCUUGUCCGCGGACUGAUAUCACAACGUAUUCUCGUGGUUUGUCUGAAGAAAAAAUGGAAUAUUCAGUACGGUCUGCAUCCAGACAGGCAACCCAUUGCCGUGCCAUUCGAAGCAAAGGGAAUUCCUUCGCAAGCGGCCGAGUACGGACAUCCAGACACGACACUGCUUCUCACGUGUCUCGCUUUCUAUCAACAGGGACUUUCCAAGGAGCAGCUGAAGCAAGGACUACAGGGUGUCGUGCAAUCUGACGAUGCAGCUGCCCACUACGAUCGGUGGGUUUGCUCCUGCACCGCCCUGCCCUCCUCGCUCCGGUCCUGGAGUAUGCUCGACCCCGAGAAUGAGGUCCAGAUGGAGACACUUUGGGCGUACCUGCGUUUUGACCGCACUGUAGUGAACCAUCACCUCAAUACCUAUAUUUUCCCUCGAUUCGCAAAGCAGUUUCCGGUAAAACUCGUGGCGUCCGGGUGGGAUAUUCCAUUGCUGCACUCGGGUGGUGGCAGCCAACCACGCUGUUUGACAACAGGCUUCAGCGGAACCAAUGACAACAAACACAUCCUUCCACAAACUAUUGAGCAGAAUGACUUGCCCGAGUUACUCAACACGAAUGCGCAAGUACUGUGUCACCUUCUGGACAGAAGAAAUGCAGACUGCCACUUGACGGCCGAGGCGGGGGUUCGAUUCGACGAGAAAGCCACUCUGAUGUUUCUCUGCAAAAAUGACAUUCGAGUACUCAUCGAUGCAGGUGCACAUAUUCUUGAAAUGGGGAACCACGAGGUUGCCAGAAAGUGGCUCAAUAUUGAUACGCAAGCGCAAGGCGCCAUCUAUUUUGGGGCCAACAGCCAAAUCAUGGUGUGCUCCAGAUUUCAAAAAGAGCCAAUGCCACUGAUUGCUAGUCCGUUUGCCAAUGAUAUGGAGGCAUGUGUCGUGUACAUUGACGAAGGGCACACUCGAGGAACGGAUUUGAAGCUGCCAGCAGACGCAAAGGGGGCAGUGACGUUGAGCUUGGGCCAAACCAAGGAUCAGACUGUACAAGCUGCGAUGAGACUGAGACAGCUCGGGACAACUCAAUCGGUCGCCUUCCUAGCGCCGCCAGAGGUAUACCGUGCCAUUCUUGACCUGCGUCCGGCUCGCACGCAAGACGAAGUCGGACCCUACCAUCUCACCUCGCAAGACGUCGUCCGCUGGUUGCUUGAUCAAAGUUGCAAAGCCAAUCAGCAGAUGAUGGGUCUCCAUCUCUCGCAGUGUUGGGACUUUUGCCGUCGCACCGAUAUGUUGUGGAAGCACCCCGACUACGCCACGAGCGGGAACGACCUCAAAAAGGUACUCGGUGUAAUUCGACAGGAAGAGCAGCAGACCCUGCAGCACAUGUACGGUCCUGGGGGUCCUCCCGUGCCGACGGACCGCCUCCGUCUGACUUCUCGCCGCCUCUUAACGUUCACCCAGAACGUGGAGCGAAUGGCCAGACACGGGCAGUCGAGCUGCUCGUCAGCGCUCAUGGAAGUAGAACAGGAACGGGAGGUGGUGCUGGAGGUUGAGCACAUGCGUGAAAAGGAAACGCAAAGACGGCACGUUGCGCUUACUUUUCCAGGUCCUGAUCGUGGCCUGCUAGACUUUGUAAAGACUGGCUGCCUUGAUACGCGCGCCACCCGCUCACAGGCGCCGCUGAUGCAGGCCUUUGAGUACAUCGGAAAGACCAAGAUUGGGAGACUGUUUAGAAUACAGGCAACAAAAUCUUGUCUCUACGUCUCUCGCGAAUUUGUUCGUACGAUUGCAGCGAACAAGAUGAUGGAGAAGGAGGAUAUUGUGCGUCCCGUACAUUGGAUUCUGUGGAAUCCGUCGACGGAAACCGGUCUCAUCAUCAUACCGGAGGAGGCGGAUGUUGUCAUACCUCUGCUUCGCAAGAUGGCCAAGCCGCUUGUCUGGCUGCUAGGCUACACUGCUCCCGUGACAAAAUCAAUGCAGAGUUUCCAUUGCCUCAGCUACCUGACGGUCCCCCGAUGGCCCAGCAUUCGCCAGAUACCCUCGUGGCUCGGCAUUGAAGUUGGCAUCUUCAGUGGGCGAUUAUACUUUGACUUUGCAGAGUACGAAGCGCUGCUCGCAUGGCUGGGUCUCCUCCCCGACCAGGAAAUGGCGGCUUGUUUCGGCCGCCGUCAAAGCGAACAGCCCCUACAGUUUCUGCAAGAAUGGCUCGCUUUCCGGCGUCAGACGGAAGAUAUUCUCUACACCCCGGUCGGGUUCGUCUGUCAGCGACGAAUGCUCCACGAGAGCCACUUCUUCUUCUCCCGCUCCGCGGGCGCGUCCUUGGCGGAGGGCACAAUGGGCUCAAUGGGGCGCGAAGAGAUGUUUGGUCAUGAUGACGAUGAUGAUGAUGAAGAAGAUGAUAUGCAGGUUGACUAG
Molecule: messenger RNA, 9495 nt
Organism: Cordyceps militaris CM01
Lineage: Eukaryota; Fungi; Ascomycota; Sordariomycetes; Hypocreales; Cordycipitaceae
Exons: 3
Coding region: 1-9495 (3164 amino acids)
Source: RefSeq, a predicted model, not a curated record